Molecule: messenger RNA, 3168 nt
Organism: Penicillium chermesinum
Lineage: Eukaryota; Fungi; Ascomycota; Eurotiomycetes; Eurotiales; Aspergillaceae
Product: ubiquitin-ubiquitin ligase UFD2
Exons: 5
Coding region: 1-3168 (1055 amino acids)
Biological process (GO): protein polyubiquitination
Cellular component (GO): ubiquitin ligase complex; cytoplasm; nucleus
Molecular function (GO): ubiquitin-ubiquitin ligase activity
Source: RefSeq, a predicted model, not a curated record
AUGGCAGAUUCGCUCUCAGAUGCGGACAAGAUCCGUAACAAGCGCCUCGCCAAGCUCUCAAACCCAACACCUGCUCCCUCAAACGAUGGCCCAAGUGAUGCUCCUUCUACCUCUAAUAUAUCGUCGCCAUCCCAAACACCGUUGACCCAGCCUCCAAGCGAACUAUCGUCUACCCCCUCAUCCGCUGCACAGACUCCAACUCAACAAGAGGGGAAGAGGAUCAAGAUCACACCGGCUACUGUGACCCCAGACGUAGCUCGCUCAAGUGCUCCUUCUACACCAGGUACCCCUCAGCCCGUCAAAACCGAGAGCAUCGAAGCUUUUGAAGACCGAACAUUGAGCGCGGUGUUCAGAUUUACCCUGAAAGAGGACGCACAGCAGGACCAUCAUGGCAGACGAAUCUUUCUCCCAGGCUUGCGGAACGAACUCCAAGACGAGGGCAAAGACCUUCGCAUUGAGACAGCUUUGCUCGAUCAAGCGCUGUUAGAGGCAGCAUCUAAAGCAGAGAAUGGAAAACCGCUCGACUACUUAUUACCAUGCUGGAAACGAAUCACAAAGCUUCAUAAGAGCUUCCGGAAGGCAAGUGACAGUGAUCCUAAAUUCAAGGUUCUUUCGGAAGCAAGACGGUUGUGUAUGAGCUAUUGCAUCUUUGGCAUUACGAUGCCAGAAAUGUUCGGGCUUGACUCUCCUGAACGAUCCAUUUUGGCACCAUAUCUGUUGCUUGAUCCGGAAGACGACAAGGGCAUUGACUUUGAAUUCAUCAGCGAAGCUGUUCGCCGUUUCGAUGAGGAUGAUAGUGUAAAGCCGGCUUUCAUCGCUGCUGUAGAGGAGCUUAGCGCGGAAUUGUCUCGGAAGGACAUUAACGACGAUUAUAAGCCGUACUGCACGGCUUUGCGAAAUCUGGUUCGCCAUGCCACUAUCGCCUCGGCCAUCGCAGAGUCCUCGAUCUUCAAUGCUUCACGAGAUCCGGCUCAAUUUGAGAAGGUCACCCUCCUAGGCCCGUGGUUUCGUCUUUUUCCUCUACAGGCCAAUGUUACAAUGUCUUAUUUCAGCAGUCCCAAGACCCGGGACCAAGCAUACAUCUUGAAUGCCCAACGGUCACUUCGUAUGACGCAGCAGAUUGUCAAUACGGAUCUUCUGGACAUAAUCAACCACAUGAUUCGCGCUUCCAAGGAAGCUCGAGACCGGGUUUUGGAUUGGUUUGCAACUGCCUUGAACAUCAAUCACAAGCGAAGAGCAAUGCAAGUUGAUCCGGCGCAAGUUUCCAGUGAUGGCUUUAUGUUCAAUUUGACAACGUGCCUGGACCAGCUAUGCGAGCCUUUCAUGGAUGCUUCCUUCACCAAAAUCGACCGCAUUGAUGCUGAGUACCUCCACCGCGACUCCCGGGUCGAUAUGCGCGACGAGACUAAGAUUAAUGCCGACCAGCAUGCCGCAGAUGCAUUCUAUUCCAAGAAGGCGGAAGGGACUUCGAACUUCAUUACCGAAGUAUUCUUCUUGACAGUCGCUGCUCAUCACUAUGGAAGCGAAUCCUUAACCUCGAAACUUGAGCAACUAGAGAAGGAUCUGAAGCACAUGGAAUCUACCAUCACAAAAUUUGAACUUGAGCGACCCCGCUGGUCUGGGAAUCCCAUGCAACUCCGAACUUUCGAACAGGCGCUCAAAAAGUACAAGGAUAAGUUCGACCUCGGAAUGGCAUUGAAGUACAGUUUGCAAGGUGUGCUCUUUGAUGAUACCUGGCAGGCACGAUCCAUGCUAUUCAUGCGCUACGUGACCGUCUGGCUUUUGAGACUUGUCUCUGGUGUGAACUUCCCAAAGCAAAAGAUCACCCUGCCUCUUCCAGAGCAGCAGCCCGAGGUAUUCAAGUGCCUACCCGAGUAUUUCCUCGAUGACAUUGUGAGCAAUUUUAAAUUCAUCAUGUGGUGCAUGCCACAAAUCAUCACUGCCACACAAGGUGAUGAACUGGUCAUGCUUUGCAUUGCAUUCCUAGAGAGCUCGAGCUAUAUCAAAAACCCUUACCUCAAGGCCGGUCUUGUUUCAAUUCUCUUCCGUGGUACCUGGAACCGCCCAGGAGGCGCCCGGGGUGUUCUCGUGGACUUGCUGAACUCAAUGGAAUUUGCGAAUGACUAUCUUCUGCAUGCUGUCAUGAAGUUCUAUAUCGAGGCAGAACACACUGGUACUCACUCUCAAUUCUUCGAUAAAUUCAACAUUCGCUAUGAAAUCUUCCAGAUCAUCAAGUGCAUCUGGCCCAAUACCCUUUAUCGGGAAAAGCUAUCCUAUCAAGCAAGGCAGAACCUGGACUUCUUCGUCCAGUUUGUCAAUCUGCUUCUGAAUGAUGUGACCUAUGUUCUUGACGAAUCUUUCGGUGCUUUCAAGACGAUCAACAACCUCCAGCAAGAACUUGCGCGGGAGGGCAACUCGAUGGACCCCACCACCCGGCAAGAGCGUGAAGAGCACCUCUCAUCUGCUCAGCGGAGUGCCAAAUCGUACAUGCAGCUAACUAAUGAAACGGUUGCUAUGCUCAAGCUCUUCACUGAUGCCUUAGCGGAGUCAUUCACAAUGCCGGAGAUUGUCCAGCGUUUGGCAGACAUGCUGGACUACAAUCUGGACGCGAUGGUUGGCCCCAAGAGCUCUAACCUGCGUGUCGCCAACCUCCAAGAGUAUGGAUUCAACCCUCGCGCCCUCCUGAGCGAGAUCAUCGAUGUCUAUCUGAACCUGAUGUCCAAGGACAACUUCAUUACCGCCGUUGCUCGUGAUGGACGAUCUUACAAGCCUGCGAACUUCGAAAAAGCAGCCGAGAUCCUGCAAAAAUGGUCUUUGAAGUCACCGGAGGAGCUACGCCGCUGGAGCCAGCUACAGAAGAAAGUCCAGACAGCGAAGGAGCUUGAUGAGCAAGCAGAGGAGGACCUGGGCGAGAUCCCUGACGAGUUCCUGGACCCUCUUAUGUACACGCUCAUGGAAGACCCAGUCAUCCUGCCGUCAUCGCGUGUGUCCAUCGACCGUGCCACUAUUCGCUCGCACCUUCUCAGUGAUCCGCAUGAUCCUUUCAACCGUGUCCCCUUGACUAUGGAGAACGUGAUCCCAGAUACCGAUCUCAAGAGCAAGAUCGAGGCGUUCAAGGCUGAAAGGACCGGUAAAAGGACGGAGGCAAUGGAUGUGUCGGCUGGCUAG